This is a messenger RNA of Lampris incognitus (smalleye Pacific opah), 1209 nucleotides long. RefSeq names its product forkhead box protein Q1-like. Bases 278 to 1201 code for a protein of 307 amino acids. Gene Ontology annotation, molecular function: RNA polymerase II cis-regulatory region sequence-specific DNA binding; DNA-binding transcription factor activity, RNA polymerase II-specific. The transcript has a single exon. Gene Ontology annotation, biological process: anatomical structure morphogenesis; regulation of transcription by RNA polymerase II; cell differentiation. The record is from RefSeq and is a predicted model, not a curated record. Lineage: Eukaryota; Metazoa; Chordata; Actinopteri; Lampriformes; Lampridae.
GCAGGCUGUGUAGGUGAGACCGGCUUGAGCGCCGCUGCAGGUAUGCAAACAGAGACUGACAGCGCCGGAUUGCGGUCUAACCACGACUUAAAACCACUCCUGGUCCCUGAAUGCGCACAUUACGGACGCUGACGCUCAUCUCUGCGGACGACACGCUCUCUCUGACGGACUGCGCUACACGAGGCUUUGGGUUUUUUUGGGGGGGGGUGUUUGUGGGAGUGGGCGUGACAUCAUAAAAAGACUGUCCCGGCGGAGAGGACGAAGGAGUAGCAAAACCAUGAAAUUUGAGGUUUUCUGUGGGAGUCACUAUGACAUGAGGUCCGCGGCGCUGGGCGGCGACGCGGGGGGCCGUGCGCGCUCCCCUCUCCGCGCCGAGGAGGAGCUGUGUUCGGACGGGGACUGCGUUGCGCACAGCCCCCCUCCACCUGUCGCGGCAAACGCCGACAGCAAGUGCAAGCCGUACACCCGCAGACCCAAGCCGCCGUACUCCUACAUCGCGCUCAUCGCCAUGGCCAUCCGGGACUCGGCCACGGGGCGUCUGACUUUAGCGGAGAUCAACGGCUACCUGAUGAAGAAGUUCCCCUUCUUCCGGGGCAGCUACACCGGCUGGAGGAACUCCGUCCGGCACAACUUGUCCCUCAACGACUGCUUCCUGAAAGUGCUCCGCGACCCGUCCAGGCAGUGGGGGAAGGACAACUACUGGAUGCUCAACCCCCAGAGCGAGUACACGUUCGCGGACGGGGUGUUCCGGCGACGGAGGAAGCGGAUCGGUCAAAAGACCGGCAAGGAGAGCGAGCUCUCCCGGUGCGCGGAGGACGCGCCGAGAACUGCGCCCCCCGGCCCCAAAACGGAGCCCGGCGCCAAGUUCACCAGCCCCUUCGCUAUAGACAGCAUCCUCAGCAGGCCUUUCAAGAGAGAGGGGAGGCGCGCGGGAGACCCCUCGCUCUUCUCCUCCGUCACGUGGCCGUGCUAUGCGGGCUUGCCGACGCCCGUGCUGUGUCCACCUGCCGCCUCGCUUCCUCCGCCCGUCGGCGUCGCUGCGAGCUCGUACGCGGAGCGCGUGCUGCUGCACCCGUACGGGGUCGGGCUCCUGCCCAGGGCCGGUCUUUGCAGAGACGGUCUUGCCGAGUCGAACUCGUCCUUUAAGACGACCCUUCGGGUCCCGCCGCCGCCCGCACUGAGAAUCUGCGACAUGUCGUGAUGGUCGGA